AUGUCUUCGAUAUUGGCUUUUAGUGGGGGCAAUAAAGCUCCUCAUUACCUGUGUUUUGCUGCUUGUUCGUAUCAGUUUGAUGGGAACAAUGCAUUGGGGCAGAUGGAGCUAGUAGUGUGUCACAUACUGCUCAUUGUAUUACUCCUGGAUCAAAGCGGUGCCACAAUUACGAUAAAAAAUGCAGAAGUUGUUACGAUCACCCGCCUAAACAAUGGAGAUGCGUUUGCUGCUAAUGGUGCGGAGUGCAGUGUAGAUACAUGCGUGGGAUUUACGAGUGGUACUGCAGCUUUACCUAAAAGUGUAGAUGCCGUCGUUGCGAAGGGGUCCUGUAACUGCCAAUGUCAUCAGCACAUACCGACGUUUCGAGAGGACCUACACAUAUGUGUUGAUGAUGUACACGAAUGCGUUCUGGCUCCAUUUGUUAGCGCUUCAACGUCACAGAAGAUACCUUUUGUUUUUCUACCAUUAAAAGGACAAAUCAUUCAUCCGAGCAAGGAAAUAAAUUUUACAGGUAAGUAA
Molecule: messenger RNA, 519 nt
Organism: Photinus pyralis (common eastern firefly)
Lineage: Eukaryota; Metazoa; Arthropoda; Insecta; Coleoptera; Lampyridae
Exons: 4
Coding region: 1-519 (172 amino acids)
Biological process (GO): imaginal disc-derived wing hair organization
Cellular component (GO): cell cortex
Source: RefSeq, a predicted model, not a curated record